CACACACACACAAACGGCUCUCUCCGCAGUAGCCUGCUGGCAGUUAGUGUAGCGGGACCUGGGAGCGACAUGAGCGGCUCUCAGCCCGGGGGCAACCCGGAGGAUUUGGAGCCGCUGUGCCUGGGGCUGCUUGGCCUGAGGCGGAGAGCCCUGCAGGAGCUGUCUUCCGCCCGGACCUUCUCAGACCAGUUCCUCACCAAGUUCCUGCGGGCCAGAGACCUGGACGUGGAGCUCUCCCUGAAGCUGUUACUGAACUACCAGCGGUGGCGCAGGGAGAGUCCUGAGAUCAGCCGCUGUCUGUCCCCCUCUUCUGUGCUCGGCCUGCUCAACACAACGUACCACGCCGUCCUCCCCCAGCGGGACCACAGCGGCAGCAGGGUGCUCAUCUACAGGAUCGGACAGUGGGACCCAAAAGAUUGGUUGGCCUUCCAGGUGUUCAGUGUCAGCCUGAUGACAUCAGAGAUCAUCUCCAUGGAGACAGAGACACAGAUGCAGGGUCUGAAGGCCAUUUUUGACCUGCAGGGAUGGAGUUUAGGCCACGCUCUGCAGGUUAACCCUUCCCUGGCCAGAAAGAUGUCCUCCGUGCUCUCGGACUCUUUUCCACUGAAAGUCCGAGGAAUCCAUCUGGUGAACGAGCCAAUGUUCUUCCGGCCAGUCUUCGCCAUGAUCCGCCCCUUCCUGCCGGAUAAGAUCAGACAGAGGAUCCACAUGCACGGUGCUGCUUUCCAGGAAACUUUAAGCGACUUCUUCUCGGCUUCUAUCCUGCCUCCAGAAUAUGGAGGGGAGGGGCCUGGCAUAGAGGGGGUGUGUCAGGACUGGACCAAUGAGCUGCUUCAAUCCGAGACGCUCCUGCAGCAGAUUGCCACCCACCCAACAGGUGACAUCGCCAUCCCUCCCGAGGACUGCUGGAUCUCAGAGAGGGUGGAGGCCGAGCAACUGUCGGAGGGAUGAUGUUGGGAAUUUUGGCCCCUGGGUCACACACACACACACACACACACACACACACACACACACACACACACACACACACACACACACACACACACACACACACUCAUUAACACACUUCACUUCAGGUUGUUGUCUGUCUCUAUCUGAUCCACGUUGUGCUUACAUUAUGUUAGCUGUCUCUUGGUUACGUCCUUCAUGAAAUCUGACCAUGGGGACACGUUAAAGAUACUUAUUGAAAAUAAACAUUUCCCCCAAAGUAUUUAAAGGUGACUCGUACCUGCUAGCUUCCCGGUGCUGACAGUGUGUUCAGCUCCUCUCAAGCCACAGAGUGUGACUGGGUCCAGAGGGAAAGGUCAGCACCUCUCUCACACAAACCUUAUCAGCUGUUUCUCUUUCACAGGAUGUUGCUGGAAGUUUUUUACAGAGUUCAUUUUUUGUUCUAUAUUUAAACAUUAAUAAUGUGAAGACAAUUCUCCAGUGGAGCUAAGGGAUGGAUCACCUUGAGGGACGGGCUACAAGAACCCAGAAAGCGUCCAUCUCUUUGAAAUCCACUGUGAUGCUUUGCAAUGAUCCUGGAAGCUGGACAGACAAGACAGAUCCUGGACAGACAAGACAGAUGAGCCUGAUCCUUCGACUCAGCCCCUCCCCUAAUGAUCUCCUGUUCUUGGUGGAUCAGUUUUAGCGUGGUCAUCAUUUCAACAGUUUCCACUUAUGUUACAAUAUUUGGAGGACCAAUAUAUGCCAUAUUCCCCGGUAUAUUGAGACAUGAAUGUGCUGUUAACACUGAGUUUAAAAAGAUUUGUGUUGCUAGACCUGAAAUAGGUUGUUAAUAACAGGAUGUGUAUUUAUUCAGCUUGCCCUUUCUAAAAACAGAAUGAAUGUAUUUUUUACAUGCUCGCUUUUUUCAGAGCACAUACAAUUGUAUAGACAUAAAGGAAAAUGUUGUUGUGCUCUUAUGUGUUUACACAUUUGAACUGUUUUGACAUCAACAUGAUUGGUCAGCAAACAUCAGGCCUGUGUUCUUGUAGGGUUUGUGUACGUUCAAGGGUCAAUGAAGGAAAGGUUCUGAGUGUUGUGAAUAAAUGUUUCUGUGCUCAGCCUGAGGAUGUUUUAGUAACAGACAGGUCUUUUUUCUAUUCAAGUGAAGGACUACCAGAUAAAUACCUGUCAUGUUGAUGUGUCAGCGGGUUGUAGUAUUGAUCAGGACGAGAAUGCAGUCCCCUAACAUGGAGAGGGCUUGACAUGAUAGACAUGAGGGUCAAAUCUCAGACUAAAGACACAUGAAAAGUCAUACUAAACCCCUGCAUGGCAGAUUUAGUGCCGCACGUUUUAGGAGAACAACCACAGUAACAUUUUCAUGUUUUUUCAUUUUAAUAAUAGAAACAGUAAAAAUAAAAACAAUGGGAGGAUUGGUAGCCAGGUACAACAUUAAAAUGCAUGUUAUUGCAUCAAAAAUAGUUAUACAAAAAAAAGAUUUGAAUACUUGCAACAGUGUUUUUAAACUGUGGUAUACCUUGUUUUCCUUAAGUAAAAUAUCUUAAAACUUUUUCAACCACUGACAUUAAGUCACAAGUAUAAAAGCCCUUGAAUCAGCUUGGUUUACUUUCCUAACCUUUGCUGUUCCUUUUGGUAGUCUGCCCCCCCCCCCCCUGCUCUCUGUGCACGCUCGCUGCAGACCUUUGACCAGAGAUUCGCUUAGCACACAUCCAGCACCAGCUCUUUGAUAGCUUCACGAUGGACUGCGUAUGUGCACUGAGAAACAUUAAUCCCAAACAUUCUGUUUCAUUCCUCUUCACUUCCUAAACUGAAAGGAACCCAUGUGUUGUUCAGUAUUGUAGAAAUACAGCUUCCUUCCUCUGUCCAAACACUAACUUCCCUUAAAACAGACGGUGCUAUACUGCUGGGUUUACAUUACACCAGCUCCACACAUACACAACUCCCCAAACAGUGACAGAGAAACGUUGAUGUGUCAGAGGACAGAGCAGGCAGCGGGGAAACAUCAGAUGCAAGGGACUGUCUGAAUAAAUGAAUCCUGCUGGAAGGUAUUCGGCUGCACAGCAUUCCAAGCACUUUGCCUGUAAGGUCAAAUCUUUUAUUACGUCAUUGAUAACCAAUGCUUUUUGACUCAACACGGUAUAUUAAAAGAAAAAGGAAACCAAUAAAGAGUUUUUAACUUAUACUGGGUUUUUAGAGUGCUAGCUGAUACCAUGUAACUCCUGUGUGUUUGAACAGCUUGCUGAGUGAGUGCACACCCACAGUUAAUCUUUAGACCCAGUGCUGACCUGUGUACACUUAUUGGUUUUAUGUGACAGGCAUUGUCCCUUAACAAGAAUAAAUAAUGAACAGAUUUA
Molecule: messenger RNA, 3302 nt
Organism: Eleginops maclovinus (Patagonian blennie)
Lineage: Eukaryota; Metazoa; Chordata; Actinopteri; Perciformes; Eleginopidae
Gene: ttpa
Product: tocopherol (alpha) transfer protein
Exons: 5
Coding region: 70-951 (293 amino acids)
Biological process (GO): vitamin E metabolic process; vitamin transport
Cellular component (GO): late endosome; membrane
Molecular function (GO): phosphatidylinositol bisphosphate binding; lipid transfer activity; vitamin E binding
Source: RefSeq, a predicted model, not a curated record